AUGAAUAGUAAAGAAAUUAGAAUAGUUGCGUUAUUAAUUCUUGAUACGGUAUUUUUCUUACUUGAAGCUAUUAUUGGGUAUACUGUCCAUUCAUUAGCAUUAAUUGCUGAUUCAUUUCAUAUGUUAAAUGAUAUUAUCUCAUUAAUCAUUGCUUUAUGGGCCGUUAGAGUUAAAAAUACUAAACCUGCCGAUGGGAAAUAUACUUAUGGUUGGCAAAGAGCCGAAAUUUUAGGGGCAUUAAUUAAUGCAGUAUUUUUAUUGGCAUUAUGUUUUACAAUUAUUAUGGAUUCUAUACAAAGAUUUUUUGAACCACAAGAAAUUUCUAAUCCUAAAUUGAUUUUAAUUGUUGGGAUUGCUGGAUUAGUAAGUAAUGGAGUAGGAUUAGUUUUAUUCCAUGAACAUGGUCACUCUCAUUCUCAUGGUGGUGGUGGUGGUGGUGGAAGCGACCAUUCUGGAGAUUCUAAAUCACAUUCACAUUCACACUCACAUUCUCAUGGGGAAGCUACUACUUUCUCACAAGGUGAUGAAGAAGAACAUAUUGGCACCGAAGAAAAUGAACAUACACCAUUAUUAUAUAAUAUUACUCAUACGACUAUGAAAUCUACACCAUCUGAAGUAUUUGAUUAUUUACCAGAUAAUGUUGUUGAAAGAUAUUCCAAUUAUCAACCUUCAUUUUCUGGUCAAUCACCAUUAAAUGGCACAUCAGCCAAUUCUUCUGAUGCUAAUACCGUGGUUAAUAAUAAUAAUACACUGGAUCAUAGUGGAACUAACAACAACACUCCUCAAUCAGCAUUACAAAAGAUUAAACAAAAAUCUAUGAAUAUGGAAGGAGUAUUUUUACAUGUAUUAGGAGAUGCCUUGGGUAAUAUUGGUGUUAUAAUCACAGCAUUAGUGAUUUGGAAAACUGAUUAUUCAUGGAGAUUUUUAGCUGAUCCAAUUACAUCAUUAUUUAUUACAUUAAUAAUUCUUAAUUCAGCAUUACCUUUAGUACGUAAAGCCCUGAGAAUUUUAUUACAAAGUGCACCCCCUUAUAUUGAUUCAAAUUUAAUUGUUAAUCAAAUUAAACAAUUACCUUUGAUUAAAAAUAUUCAUGAUUUUCAUGUAUGGAAUUUAAAUGAAGAUAUAUUGAUUGCUAGUUUACAUAUUGAAUUAAAUCCAAAUUGUGAAGUUAAUUUGCCAUUGCCGUUACCUUCUAAUGGUGGUGAUAAUAAUAAUAAUAAUACUAAAAAUGGUUCCAAUGGGGAUUCACUGAUUGAUGAAGAACAAGACCAAGACCAAGAAUUAGAAUUAGAAGAAGCUCCUUCACAAAUUGAUAGGAAAUUAUUUUUAGCAGCUGUUGGUCAAGUUAGAGAAGUUUUACAUAUUUAUGGUAUUAAUUCAGUUACUAUACAACCUGAAUUUCUGAAUAGUAAAAAAGUGUGUCGUCUGAUUUUCUAA
Messenger RNA from Candida albicans SC5314, 1437 nucleotides. Its product is annotated as Zn(2+) transporter. Gene Ontology annotation, biological process: zinc ion transmembrane transport; intracellular zinc ion homeostasis. The transcript has a single exon. Bases 1 to 1437 code for a protein of 478 amino acids. NCBI's taxonomy places the organism in Eukaryota, Fungi, Ascomycota, Pichiomycetes, Serinales, Debaryomycetaceae. Gene Ontology annotation, cellular component: fungal-type vacuole membrane. The record is from RefSeq and is a predicted model, not a curated record. Gene Ontology annotation, molecular function: zinc ion transmembrane transporter activity.